AUGAAUUGUAAUGCAUCUCGGUCCCACUCGACGUUUGCGUUUGACGACCUGCCGCCCGAGCUCCGCACGCAUGUUUUCGGUUGCCUCGAGGGCGAUAUUCCAACUCUUUACAAUGCAGUCCAUGUCAACAAAGAGUGGUUCGAAGGUCUAGUCGAUCAUUUGUGGCGCAAGCCCGAACUGAAAGCUCUGAUUUGCCCUUCUAAGCACAGUGGCCGUCGUCAAUUCUAUGCCAACAAGAUUCGUAAAAUCGUCAUAGAUGGCGAUGAUGUGGUCUGCAAAGAGCUCUUAUCAACGCUCACGAUGCCAAUGCUUGAGGGCCUCCGAAUCAUGGGCAGCACACCUGAUGAUGGGCUGCUUUGUCCACUUCUGGGACAAUGUCUGCGGUCUAUCAGAUUUACAGGCUGGCUCAGUGCGCCUGCAGUCCAGGCUUUGAGUAAGUGCACCAAACUGUCCCACGUCACUUUACAAGAGACUGCAGAAGUCGAAGAUUACGAGGCAUUGAUGCAAUUUCUGGUGAAGCAUCCUUGCCUAGACACAGUCGAGAUCGCUGAGGACAUCCUGUCUCGUCGGGUCACACCUGCGUUUGACGGGAUUGUGUUUGAAGUCCGCACGAAUGAAACCCUAGCACGGCUUCUCAAGUGUGGUUGUUUUGAUAAUCUCAAACUGGUCAAGGACAUAGACGAGGUCGACCUAGGAGAGAUUCUUGGCUUCAUCGACGAGCCGCUUUCUCCAAGUCCCAAUCUGACUCGCUUAAGCGUCAGUGGACAUGGAGAUUUCCUAGCGCUUGCUCUCUCGACUGCAACCGAAGCCCUGCAGACUUUGGAGAUGGCCCUCCCGGAAUUCUAUGAGGGAAGUAUAUGCCGCCAACUGACGCGAUUCGCCAACUUGACCGAACUUCGUUUGUCGCUUUGGCCAGAACAUAGUCUGGGGUCAGUCGAGUUCAUGGCUCUUACUUCUCUGCCCAAUCUGAGUGUUUUGAGUAUCGUCGGUCGUUGGGAAGAUGAGGAGCCACCAAUGCUCGACUGGCUAGAUGAUGAUCGACUCGGUCAGUGGAUCACGAAGUUUCCUAACUUACGCAAAUUAGCCUUAGGGUUCAUCAGCGAAGGGCUCACUGAAUACUCCGUGUCUGCUGUUGGUCUUGCUUGUCGAUAUCUGGAAAGACUUACGAUAGGCUGGGAGCAGAACCCACGAACAUGGAGAAGAUUCGAGGGAAUCACGCCUGUGGUGUUUCCCAAACUAGAAAGGCUGGAGUUACUGAAUAUCGGCGACCAUAACACGUCCUAUUGGGACUUUGUAGAGUACGACGAAGUUUUGCAAGGCGCCCUCUCUUACAUUGAUCUGAUACUUACACUAGCACCUGGUCUGAAGGGUAUCGAGUUCCCUGGAGAGAAUUACGUAAUAGGAGCCAAAAGUGCUUUGAAGAUGGCCAUUGAGCAGAUCAUCGGGAUUCCAAAUGAGUACGAGGAUGUCAAGCUUAGCACAGCGCUUGCCAAGUUCAGAGAGGAACAUUACGGAGCAGGAACGGUUGAAAAGUGUCUAGCCUGA
Aureobasidium subglaciale EXF-2481 is the source of this 1545-nucleotide messenger RNA. RefSeq lists its product as uncharacterized. NCBI's taxonomy places the organism in Eukaryota, Fungi, Ascomycota, Dothideomycetes, Dothideales, Saccotheciaceae. The coding region runs from base 1 to 1545 and encodes 514 amino acids. The transcript is spliced from 2 exons. The record is from RefSeq and is a predicted model, not a curated record.